AUGGCCACAUUGUUUAGCAAAGACAUUGUCGAGAAGGUGGAGACCAGCGAGUCAGAAGCCACAUCGUCCGAAGAUGAGGCCGAGGUUGCGGACGUCGAUUUGGCCGUCUCCUAUCGCGGCGAAGGCAUGCGUCAACUCACCCAGCCUCUUGUCUAUGAACCCCCGCUGGUGACCAAGGAAUCCUGGCUUACGCCCAACAUCAAGGCGCUGAUUCUGACUUCGUUCUUAUUCACCACGAUCACUGUAGUGCAGGUUUUCGCUGCGAAGAUUGCAAACUCCCUGGCCCUGCUUAUGGACUGCAUCUCCAUGGGAGUUGAUGCACUGACUUACAUGGGAAAUAUCUUUGUGGAGUGUAGGAAGCGGGACGGGAGCCCCCACGAGGGCUCGCAGAUCAUUGUUUGUGCGAUUUCCUUGGGAUGCUUGCUGUAUUUCACCUGGGAUGAGUCUCGGGAGAGCAUGGCAACUAUCGCAGCCUGCCGGGGCACAUCCGCAGCGGAAGAGCCAGACGACGUCAACGGAUACAUUACCCUGGCCUUUGGCAUCGGGGGAGUGAUCUUUGACAUCUUAUCCCUCUGGGCAUUCUACCACAGCAACCGAACCUGGUUCAGCAACGUAGGAAAGCAGGGCGGAGGCCGGUCCGUGAAUAUGUUCACAGCUCUCUUACAUGUGAUGGCCGAUUUCCUGCGCUCAACGUCCACGGUGGUGAUGUCCAUGCUCAUCCUCGCCGGCGGCUUUGAUUCUACCUGCCUUGAUGCUUACACUAGCAUGCUGAUCGGUGCUUCCAUUGUGGCUGGAGCGCUUUUUGGCAUUCUCAACUGGGCAAAGCUAGUGAGGCAGUGGUGCAAGAAGAUGGCCGCGCAGCCCAAGUCCUUGAUGUGA
Molecule: messenger RNA, 879 nt
Organism: Symbiodinium pilosum
Lineage: Eukaryota; Dinophyceae; Suessiales; Symbiodiniaceae
Source: the annotation of a GenBank genome assembly